Chlamydomonas reinhardtii is the source of this 3106-nucleotide messenger RNA. RefSeq lists its product as uncharacterized. Bases 170 to 1633 code for a protein of 487 amino acids. Gene Ontology annotation, molecular function: D-xylulokinase activity. Gene Ontology annotation, biological process: xylulose metabolic process. Lineage: Eukaryota; Viridiplantae; Chlorophyta; Chlorophyceae; Chlamydomonadales; Chlamydomonadaceae. The transcript is spliced from 12 exons. The record is from RefSeq and is a predicted model, not a curated record.
GUCGAGAGGCCCUGGUACUGUGGUAGAACUAGUGUUUCGGUGCCUGGCUGCAUGCUGGCCUGCAUGCUGAUCGCGUCUUUAAAGUUAAACAGUGGCACUUGCACUUUCAUUUUUCAUUCCAUUUAAACAUAAAUUAGCGCUACAGUUUACACGCGCUUCGGGUAGACAAAUGUCUGAAAGCUACGCGCUCGGAGUGGACGUCGGGACGCAGGGUCUCAAAGUUGUCGUAUACAGCAUUUCCACGCAUGAAUUAGUUAAGAAGGCUGGUGUAGCAUACGAUAUCACCAAGACAACUAUACCUGGGCGCGCGGAGCAGGACCCGCAGGUUUGGAUAAGUGGCACGGUUACAGCCAUCGCAGAGGCUCUCAAUGGCCUGGACCGCUCCUGCGUCAAGGCGCUUGCCGUGUCGGGGCAGCAGCACGGUCUGGUGGUACUGGGGGAAGGCGAUAAGGUGCUUCGCCCGGCCAAGCUGUGGUGCGACACUGAGAGUGCCGCGGAGGCGGAGGAGCUGUCAGCCAAGUUUGGGUGGAAGCUGGUUCCUAGCUUCACGAUUACCAAGCUGCUCUGGCUGCAGCGACACGAGCCCGACACGUACGCCGCCGUGCGGAGUGUGCUGCUGCCACACGACUAUGUCAACUGGUGGCUCACCGGGCGCAAGAUCAUGGAGCUGGGUGAUGCCAGCGGCACAGGUGUGCUGGAUGUGGAGGGCCGGCGCUGGGACACAGCCGCUAUGGAUGCGGUGGACACACGGCUGCGGGAGCUCUUCCCGCCACUGGUGGAUUCGCCUGACCAGGCCAUCGGCACGGUGCGGCCGGAGGUGGCGGCACAGCUGGGCCUUCCCCCCGGCGUGCUGGUGGCGCCCGGCAGCGGCGACAACGCCAUGAGCGCGCUCGGGGCCGGAGCAGCCACGGACGGAGCCACCGUCAUCUCCCUGGGCACGAGUGGCACCAUCUUUGCCAAGAGCCCCACCGCCAUCCUGGACCCCACGGGCGUCAUCUGCCCGUUCUGCGACGCCACUGGCAACUACCUGCCGCUGCUAUGCACCCUCAACUGCACCCGCGUGCUGGAGGAGGUGCGCGAGGCGUUCGGGCUCGACCACGAGACGCUGACGGAGCUGGCGGAGGCUGAUGCGUCGGGACCGGGCUGCGGCGGCGUCACGUGGUUGCCGUACCUGAUUGGCGAGCGCACGCCGUGCUGGCCGCACGCGAGCGGCGCGCUGCUGGGGCUACGGCCGGGCUGCUUGCGCCCGGGGCUGCUGUACCGGGCCGCGAUGGAGGGCGCCACGCUGUCGCUGCUGGCGGGCUUCCGGAGCAUGGUGGCGGCGGGGCUGCGGCCGGGGGCGCAGCUGCGACUGGUGGGCGGCGGUGCCAAGAACCGGCUGUGGAAGCAGAUUGUGGCGGAUGCCUUUGGGAUGGAGGUGGUGCUGCCGGCGGAGCCAGACUCAGCAGCGCUGGGGGCGGCACUGCAGGCCGCUGCCGUGCUCGAGGGCGUGAGCGUCUCUGACUACGUCACUCAACACCGGCCACCCAUGCUAGGCCAGGUCCUCAAGCCGAAUCCAGCGCACAGGUCGGCGUAUGAUAGGGCCCUGGCCCGGUUUGAGGCGCAGGCGCAGCAGCUCUUCGGACGCGCGUAAAGGCGGUAUGUCAGAUAAGUGAGACAAGAUAGUCGCAGCGUCAGGUUUCGUCCCUGUUUACGGGAACAAUGUGAGCCGGACCGUUGCCAGACAUGUAUGUUCAGAGGAUUGCAGUGCUGACCGACAUUCACUCGCACGUAAGGGGGCUGGGGGAGUCGGGAGGGGCACGUCGUAGGGGUGGGAGCCGCCUGCAUAGCCUUAUGGGCUUGCGGCUGAGCGUCGGGGGGUUGACAAUUGCAUGUGCGUACCGGUUUGUGCCUACUGUGUGCGGCGAGGGGUGACCGAUGAUGGCGUUUGGUUAAGAUGGGCGCCGUCGGGGGCAGGGGGGGGGAGGGUUCGUGGAUCGGUUCGGUGCGCCUGGCUGCAUCCAGAUCAGCGAGUCCACGUGGGCACCUCUCCAGCCGGAGGACCAAACGCUCUUUGACCCGCGGGGGGCGAUCGAGUGGAAGGGCAAGGUCCACAUGUCAGUGUAUCUGCUCACUGGCGGGCCGGGGGAGCCGCCCAUGCAACCAUGUAAGGGACAGGAGCAGCAGCCGGAGGGGAGGAGCAGUCGCACGUGCCCACCACGGUGGGGGUGUCGGGUGUUGAUUGUGAGGAUGCGGCGGAUGGACAUUGCGGCGGCAUGGAUGAUAGGUGCUGGGCGCCCUUAGCAGGAGCGUUAAGCGUCAGAGGUGAGAUCUUUAAGAAAGGCUCAAGCGUGCGCUGGCGCUACCAGCAGGAAGCAAGCUGGCAAUGCUGCGGACAGGCGUGAACUUAAGGAAGAAACGCCCGGUUACGAAUCUCGCUUAUCGGGUGGUGAAAUGCAUGGGGAGAGUUGUAUGAUCACGUUCGGGCACAUAUGCGGCAUUGAAUGUUAUAAGAGAAGCAAGGCGAUUCGCUGUACCUGCAUGGGGGACCUGCAUUCAUGCAACCGGUCCUUGUAUACCGUAGUGUAGGCAGUGCAGGCGAUGGCUCUGACAAGGCCAGGCGUUUGGAGCUGCUGGCCCAUGCUGUUACACAAUGCGCCCCGCUCAAGCGGGCUGUCGUGUGAUACCGUAGCGUGUCUGUGACUUGCAGCGCAUGUCAGGCUUCCCGCGUUGUGCCCUGUGGCCUGUGCCUCAAGUGCACGCCCGAGGCACGGACGCACAUGGAGGCCUUUUGGUUGCUGUGUGAGCCAGUCCAGUGAGGAGAGGAAAGCUGCAAAACUGAGCAGUGCGCAUGAUUAAAUGCUUAUCAAAGUGUCUGCAUGGGCUGGGUUAGGCUGGGUGAAUGGACUGAAGGGUGUCCUUAUUGUUGGUCUGGAAAUGGUGACGUGCAUCCUGCAUGACAUAGCUGCAUGUGUUGCACUUGCAUGCACUACUGAGGACGAUUGCACGGCUGAGGAAGGGAGGUGGCACAGCGAAGUCCAGGCCUGCGUGCCUGCGGGGCACUGCCCAUCAACUGUAUGUGCGGACAGCUGAUAAGUGCGCGUCCACGCAACGCAGGAAUUCGGUU